Messenger RNA from Clunio marinus, 414 nucleotides. The record is from the annotation of a GenBank genome assembly. NCBI's taxonomy places the organism in Eukaryota, Metazoa, Arthropoda, Insecta, Diptera, Chironomidae.
AUGACUUUUCAGUUUCCUCCCACACAACAUAGGGAGCAAAUUAAACGAUUUUCUAUAGCAAUUAAAUUAGUUCUACCUGAUAAACACUCAAUUGAAGACAAAGCAACGAUUAAUAACGUAAUCAACAACUUCAUGGCUUAUGGACAACCUUUAAAGCUGACCGAAUGGGUUGAGAAUGAAAAGUUGAGUGAGCAAAAGAGCGAUCAAUUUGAACAUAAUGAUUGUUGUCAUGAGAUGGAGAAAGGCGCACGAGCGUGGAUGGAUGAAGAAGGAUUAAAGGAAGAAAGGGAAUUGAGACAAAAUGAGAAAAGAUAUGUUGACAAGGAGAUACGAAAAGAAACUGAAUUAUAUAGUUGUAAACAUAUUUAUUUUUGGGAUAUAAAAAUGUUGAGCUUUAGUUCUAUGAAUGUAUAG